Molecule: messenger RNA, 1359 nt
Organism: Mycosarcoma maydis (corn smut)
Lineage: Eukaryota; Fungi; Basidiomycota; Ustilaginomycetes; Ustilaginales
Product: putative GDP dissociation inhibitor
Exons: 2
Coding region: 1-1359 (452 amino acids)
Biological process (GO): vesicle-mediated transport; small GTPase-mediated signal transduction; protein transport
Cellular component (GO): cytoplasm
Molecular function (GO): Rab GDP-dissociation inhibitor activity
Source: RefSeq, a predicted model, not a curated record
AUGGAUGAGAAGUACGACGCCGUCAUUCUCGGCACCGGUGUGACCGAGUGCGUGCUUUCCGCACUCUUGUCCGUCGAUGGCAAGAAGGUCCUGCACAUCGACCGUGGCGAGGUUUAUGGUGGUGAGAUGGCCUCGCUCAACCUCACGCAGCUCUACCAAAAGUUCCGUCCCGGCGCUGAACCUCCCAAGGACUGGGGCCGUGACCGCGACUGGGCAGUUGAUCUCAUCCCCAAACUUAUCAUGGCCAACGGUGAGCUCACGCAGAUGCUCGUUCACACCGAUGUCACUCGGUACCUCGAGUUCAAGCAGAUCGCUGCCUCGUACGUUUACCGAGAUGGCAAGAUUGCCAAGGUGCCUGCCACCGAGAUGGAAGCCGUCCGCUCUUCGCUCAUGGGCCUCUUUGAGAAGCGUCGAGCAAAGAAGUUCUUCGAGUUCAUCCAGAACUGGCGCGACGAGGAUCCCGCCACCCACCAGACCCUCGACCUCGACUCGGACCCAAUGGUCAAGGUCUUUGACUACUUUGGUCUUGAGCCCGGCACCAAAGACUUCAUCGGCCAUUCCAUGGCACUCCACCUCGACGACUCGUAUCUCCAGCGUCCUGCUCGUGAGACGUACGACCGCAUCAUCCUAUACACCUCGUCCAUGGCACGCUACGGAAAAUCGCCCUACAUCUACCCUCUCUACGGUCUUGGUGAGCUUCCCCAGGCGUUUGCGCGUCUCUCGGCCAUCUACGGCGGCACCUAUAUGCUCGACAAGCCCGUCGAUGAGAUCGUAGUCGACGAGGAGACCGGCAAGUUUAUCGGCGUCCGCAGCGGUGAUGAGACCGUCAAAGCCGAUAUUGUGAUCGGCGAUCCUAGCUACUUCCGCAACGGUGUCGCUGGCAAGGACAAGGUACGCGAGACAGGCAAGGUGGUGCGUGCCAUCUGCAUCCUCAAGCACCCCAUCCCCAACACGGACAACUCGGACUCUGUGCAGCUCAUCAUUCCUCAAAACCAGGUGGGCCGAAAGCACGACAUUUACAUCUCCGAGGUCUCGAGCGCGCAAAACAUUGCAGCUCGCGACUUUUACGUCGCACAGGUCUCCACCAUUGUCGAGACGGACAAGCCGGAACUCGAGCUGCGACCAGGUCUCGACUUGCUCGGUCCCAUUCUCGACAAAUUUGUCGCCAUCAGCCCCAUCGAAGAGCCAAUCGACGGCGGUAUGGAAGACAACAUCUUCAUCACACGCUCGUAUGAUGCCACUUCGCAUUUUGAGACCGUCGUCGAGGAUGUCCACGACGUCUGGAGGCGUUUGACCAACGGCCAGAAGCUCGUACUCAAGAAGCGUGACGACUCGGACGGCGCCCAGGUACAAGCUUAG